Messenger RNA from Ostrea edulis (European flat oyster), 881 nucleotides. RefSeq lists its product as uncharacterized. Gene Ontology annotation, molecular function: calcium ion binding. NCBI's taxonomy places the organism in Eukaryota, Metazoa, Mollusca, Bivalvia, Ostreida, Ostreidae. The record is from RefSeq and is a predicted model, not a curated record. The transcript has 6 exons. The coding region runs from base 209 to 772 and encodes 187 amino acids.
UCUCACUUCAAGUUUCUAUUGAGUUUCUUGGCACGUUUGGACAACAAUCGACACUUCUGUCUCAAAACCAUAAUCGGGGAGACUGAUUGGAUUAGACACUCUCAUCCGAUUUGUACAAAUAGUGAUUGGGAAGAAGUUACCAAUUUAGUUGUGAAUUGACAGUGGUCGGAUUUGUGAGUAUCACAGUUGUACACCAAAGAGAAACAUUAUGAGGACUCUCGUUUGGUUCAUCUCCGUUGUCUGCAGUUGCACGUGUUUACUGGCCGUGGCUUUACCAUACGGUGCGAGCAGCCUGACGACCACCAGGAAACGAAAUCAAGAGACCACCGCGAGCUGUGUCAGUAUCCAGCAGCUGGAAGUAUUUCAGGCCCAGUUUCACAACUCCGUGGAUAAAACCUUGGAUGGAAAGGCAACCUUUGAGGAAGUAAAGGACUAUUUAUCUAAAUACAACCCUGUUAUCAAGGACUCGGAAGUGACGAGGUUCAUCAGACGCAGGGACGUUAAUGGCAAUGGAGUUAUCGAUUUCAUACCAGACUAUUUAACAGAGGUUAUGUCCCCUACAUACGGUCUGUCUAAGGCCAAGGAGUGGUUCCAGUUGGAAGACUCCAACCGUGACGGAUACGUGUCCAGAGACGAGCUGAUUCAGAUUGCUCUGAAUGUCGGUUUUCCGCCGGAGGAGGCUGAAGACGCAGUGGACAUGUUCUAUAUGUCAGGAGAUGUAAACGGCGACAGAAAACUUAACUGGAAAGAAUAUUCUGCCGUAGUCAUGUAAAGGAAAUACGAGAAUUCAGAGACCGAGGGGGCCAUUGUCCUGCAUACAGUGUCAGUCUUUGUGAUUUUGAUUGCAAAGUGUAUUCGAAAAUAAAACAGUAUCGACUCCA